CCCAGCAGCACUGUUUCACUCACUGUGGGGAAAUUCUGAAAUGGCCGCUUCUCAUCUCCUUCCCGCCUAAAUUUCCCUCUAUUUUCUAGAAAGAAACCCUUUACGCUUGUGGUUCGGAUUCUCUCCACAAAACGACGUCGUUCGCGCACUGUACAUCACACUCCGCGUUUCGUUCCUGACCUCGAUCGUCGCGCCACCCUCACCGCGCCGCGCUCGAAGUCCGGCCACUGUCGCAAGGCCUCCGUUGCUAGCUACUACUCAUCGUUCUGUAUCUCUGCCGGAUCCCGCCGCCGCCGCCAAUUUUCCGGGCAUUGUCUUUGAUUUCUCAAAAGUUGGAAGAGAAGGUAUGGCUGGGCAAUCGGACAAUGAGCUCUCAUUGUUUUCAGCAGAGGAGCUUGAGUUCAUUGCUGAGGACGAGACGGUCGAAAUCGUACCCAAAUUCAAAAUGGACCCUCUUUGUUUCAUCUCGGGAGAUUUUGGCCCAUUUUCGCCAAAUGUUCCUACUCAAGUACCAAUUUGGCUUGCCAUUGCUCUCAAGAAGAGAAGCAAGUGUGUUAUUCGCCCUCCCCAAUGGAUGACUGUAGAGAAGUUGACUCAAAUUUUGGAGGCAGAGCGAGACUCUCAAGAGAUGUCAGAACAAUUGCCAUUUCAUUAUAUAGAAAUCUCAAGACUUCUUUUUAACCACGCACGUGACAACAUUGCUGAUGAUUAUAUGGUGAGGUCUCUCAUUGAGGACAUCAGAAAUGUUAGGUUUCAUAAAAUUGAAACUGACUUGGAGGCAUUUAAUGGUCGUACAAUUGCUGUUAAGAUAAAAAAUUUAUCUGCCAUGGAAGUAAAUAUCGUUCGGCCAUUUAUUGGAAGAGCUUUACAGGCAUUUUAUAAGCAUGAUAGCCCAGAUUUGAUCCCAGACCCAGAGAGAGUUUCUGACAGACGGCCACAAGCUGCCAACAACAAUGCCCCAAGAAGGCAACUAAGGAGAUAAUCAUAUGCAACAUUUCUUGUUACAUCUCUUCUAGAAUCGUAAUAUCUGCCUGGCUUCAGUGAUACAUCGUUUCUGAGAAGUACUUCAUAGUUAUAUUUGCUACUGAUUUAUUGUAAAAAAGGAAGCUCAAGACUUUAGUUGAAUAUUCAGAAAGCAAUGUUUCCUGAUAAUUUUGUAAGAUUUUUGCAUUUUCAUUUUUAAAUAACGCACUUACUAGGGAUUUACAUAGUUAUGCCCUUUUAA
This is a messenger RNA of Lotus japonicus, 1225 nucleotides long. Its product is annotated as DNA replication complex GINS protein PSF2. The transcript is spliced from 9 exons. The record is from RefSeq and is a predicted model, not a curated record. Gene Ontology annotation, biological process: DNA replication; double-strand break repair via break-induced replication. Gene Ontology annotation, cellular component: GINS complex; nucleus. NCBI's taxonomy places the organism in Eukaryota, Viridiplantae, Streptophyta, Magnoliopsida, Fabales, Fabaceae. Bases 347 to 982 code for a protein of 211 amino acids.